Molecule: messenger RNA, 729 nt
Organism: Branchiostoma floridae (Florida lancelet)
Lineage: Eukaryota; Metazoa; Chordata; Leptocardii; Amphioxiformes; Branchiostomatidae
Product: transmembrane protein 256 homolog
Exons: 5
Coding region: 98-439 (113 amino acids)
Source: RefSeq, a predicted model, not a curated record
AACUUCGGGGUCAAGGAUAAAGAGGGGUCAAGUGAUAGUCUUGAUCCCAGAACAGCUAGAGUUAAUAAACCGAACACCCUGAGUACGAGAUUCCAAGAUGGCUGCCGUUGGUCCAGAAUUGUUUGUCCGAAUCGCCGGUGUUUCUGGGGCUCUAGCCGUGGCGUUAGGCGCUUACGGAGCUCACGCAUUCCGGGGUGAUGUUGGGGAGAAAAAAACGUUUGACACAGGGAACAGAUACCACCUCCUGCACAGCCUGGCUCUGUUGGCAGUCCCUCUCACUCGCAGGCCACUACUGGUUGGCUCCCUGUUGGCGUCCGGUACUCUCCUGUUCAGUGGAGGCUGUUAUCUCAGCUCACUGUUGGAGAUGCGCUCCGCUGCCAAGAUAACCCCCAUUGGUGGCAUGCUGCUCAUCGCCGGCUGGCUCUGUAUUGCUCUGUAAAGUUUUUUUUUCCAUCCCACUCAUUGCUUGAGAGCCCAUAUUGUUGAUUUUCGUUGUUAAAUCUGCCAUUGUAAGCUUACAAAUUGUAUUUUGGUCAAUUUCAUGUCAUAAAAUUUGAAUUUUUCAAAAAUGUGUCCAUCCCAAUAAGCAACUUUUCAUCCCAGUAUAAGUCCUGGAAGAGAAUAUCAGAAGAAUACUUAAAAAUUAUCAAUGACCCACAGAAAUGCUGUAGACAGUUGAACUGGGAUUCAUUGAGAUGCAAAUAAAAAUGAUACCAACACAGCCAUCAA